AUGCCAAACUGUUCCAAUUUAGGCCCCGGAAAAAUUGUAUGUAAGCCAGGGAACUACAGUGAAUUUGUGCUUGCAAGGGGAGUCGUAUCUGAUAAUAAUUCAACGAAAGAGAUUGACCUAAGCGGUUGCAAGAUUAGCGACGUCGACUAUGAAUCAUUCCAUCGUCUUCCAGCGUUAACACAUCUCAACCUAUCGCAAAACCUUAUCACUAGGCUCAAACUAGGCGUACUAGACGGCUUCAAGAAUUUAAUUCACCUAGAUCUAUCACACAAUCAAUUAAAAACCUUCCCACUCGGUUUGUUUGACCAAAAACCGAACCUUGUUUAUCUGGAUCUAAGUCACAACCAACUCCAGGCGCUGGAACUGGGAAUAUUUGAUCCGUUAUCAAAAUUAAGGUUUUUAGAUUUGUCUAACAAUUCACUGCGUGGAGCUGACAUCGAUCCGUAUAUAUUUGACAAAAGUAAACGGAUUAAAACGCUCAGUUUCUCUACGAACGAUAUGAGUGGUGCCCAAGAUAUACUUCUGCAUGCUAUGACAGUAUUGGAGAAGCUGGAUCUAGAGGAUUGCCAACUUGAAGAACUUCCAGCGUUCGCGCUAAAAAGUAACAUGGGUACUCUGAAGGAAUUAAAUUUAUCGCAAAACAAAUUACAGGAGAUUAGAGGCGACGAGACUUUUAAACACUUGACUGGUCUGGUGUCACUUAAUUUGACGUCGAACACUAUAGAAAUGAUUGGAGAGGCGGUUUUUAAGCCUUUGAAUAAGCUAAAAGUCAUAGCGUUAAGGGAUAAUAGAAUUAAACAGUUACCAGAGACGGUAUUCCAAAACAUGCCGCUAUCAAACAUAGAUUUGUCACGUAAUCUUAUUGAGUUUAUACCGGUAAACGCAUUCAGAGGUACUAAGACAAAGAACUUGAACUUAUCGAGUAACAGGUUUACAUAUUUACAGGAUAACUUUUGUUUAGAAUUGAGGAAUUCCGGUGCGUUUGUGAACAAGUUUUACUUCAACGAUAAUCCGUGGCAGUGUGCUUGUCUGCGGCAGCUUUUGAAUGAAGUAAGGAGGUUCGAUAUUGUGUACAAUAACGCGAAGUUUGAUGGGCAGCAUCCAGUGUGUGUAGAGGUCGAUGGUCCUAUAUGUCAUCGUCAUGUGGAGUUUAAUGAACACGUCUACGAAAUAUACGAUAACUAG
Molecule: messenger RNA, 1185 nt
Organism: Leptosia nina
Lineage: Eukaryota; Metazoa; Arthropoda; Insecta; Lepidoptera; Pieridae
Source: the annotation of a GenBank genome assembly